AUGGUGGCGAAGGCGGAGCCGCGCAAACGGCCACGAGCUGGCGCCGCUCAAACGCGCGGUCCAAGGCGCCGGCGCCGGCGCGGGCGGGGCGUCGUUACGGCUCGUGGUGCCGGCGCGCCGGGCGUCGGCGGGGCGCCGGCGCAGCGUCGUCAGCGCCGCCGGCGGCCCGCCCGACGCCGCCGGGCCCGACCGCGCCGCCUGGAGCAACAAGAUGCAGUUCAUGCUCAGCAUCAUCGGCUACUCGGUGGGGCUCGGCAACAUCUGGCGCUUCCCCUACCUGUGCCAGCAGAACGGAGGAGGUUUGUGGUCGCACGUCAGCGCCGCAGGUAUCGUUGCGCCACCACCACCACCACCACCACCGCUGUCCCGCUCCGCCCCCGCCACUGCUUCGCACGGCGCCAACUGCUGCCCCCCCCCCACCGCCUCGUGGACUCGGCCGUUCAGUUACCUGAAAUACCUGAGCAGAGCGUCUGUAUUCCUAGAAUGGUGUCGCGUAUACAGGGUGUUGCGUUGCCCCUGGUUGGUGGGUGCCUCAUCGUGCACUGGUGUUUAGCAUAUGCACAUCCUGUAGCAGUCUAA
Molecule: messenger RNA, 579 nt
Organism: Gryllus bimaculatus (two-spotted cricket)
Lineage: Eukaryota; Metazoa; Arthropoda; Insecta; Orthoptera; Gryllidae
Source: the annotation of a GenBank genome assembly